GUGGGAACGACACGCUCUCCAUCGCAGAACCAUCGAAACCAAAGACUCCCAGGGUACCCUGGAGGCAAGCAGGGUGCUUCUUGGCUUCGCGUGGUGCCUCCGCAGAACAAACAAGUCGCGCGACGAGCGGCGGAGCUGGCGCCCUUCGCCAGACGGCGCCGCGCCUCCGCGGCGGGCAUGCCAGCGCAACGCGGCGCACGGGCUCCGUGGGAGGGGGAUUCCCACGACAGAGGUUGCCCAAUCGGGUCCCUUUGUGACCAAGCUCAUCUACGGUAGGUUCGUGCGGCGUCGGCGCGCGCAAAGGUUUUUGACACCGAGUCGAUCGUUCAAUCUUGAAUCGAUCGCGGCCCCGAUUGUUCAAUGAGGUGCCGGGGAGGGGUUGCCCUCAAAAGAGCUUGGUGCGCCCCAUGGCCUACAGAGAGCUAUCCUCGCAACAUCGGGCUCCAAGUAUUUUUGGAUGCCCGGAUCCCAAUCUACUUUAGGCGCCUUCCUACUUCAAUGAUGGAGUGUUUUCCCCUCUUCCUUUCAGGGGGCUGGCGGAAGCUCAAUCUAUUUUCACCGCCUUACUUCAUGCUUCUACCCACUUGUUUCGACCGACGGGUAGUGCUGCCACCACCACCAUUAUGAUCCUAGGCUUCCCCCUACCACUUUGCCGUUCUUUCUUCCUGUGCCUCGAAGUCGGAUGGAUGAGGUGGGCAGCUGCAGCCGUAGGACGGUGGGUUGCUGGCAGCAGGCAGCAAAGUUUCCAGCAUGGACUACGACCUCAGCACCGGAACUCUUUUCACAGCGAUGAAGGAUGGCCUCACCCUGUGGGCGGUGAAGUCCUCCCACGUCGGCGCAUGGGGGCGACGCAUGGGUUCCAUCCCUGGCGUCGCCGGGGAGGCCCGGGGCCUGGCAUGGAUGCCAGGCUCGAAGGAGCUGGUCGCGGGCCUGCCCUCGGGGGCCGCGGUCGUGUUCGACGUCGAGGCCGGCGAGGCUAGUUACGCUUUCCAGGCGCACAGAGAAGAGAUCACGAGCAUCAUGUGGCUCGAGGAGUCCCGGCGUCUGAUCACGGCGUCGAAGGACAAGACGGUCAACGGAUCUGGGACUUCCCCCAAGCCGGCGGUUCCCAGCCGUCCACCCGGCCUCCUGACGGCCAGUUCGACAUCAGCUCGGCUCCAGGCGCUGCCGGCGGCGGCCCGAGGGCGCAGCAGGGCGGCGCGUCGUUCAGCGCCAGCUCCCUGUUCGGGAACCCUCGGUCAGGCUCGGGCGACCCUCUCGGCGCGAGCGGCGACGUGCGCGCCGCGCAGGGCUCGGUGGCGGGCAGAGCGCCGCCGGCCCCGCUGGGGGGCUACCCGGCCCCCGCGGCGGGCGCGGGCGCGGCGGCCAAGGCCGCUGCCCCGCCGGCGCCGCCCGGCCACGACUCGGACGACGACCUCGCCGGGUGGGACAGCUGACCCCCCCGCGGCGCCUGGCGCUCCGGUCGCGGCGGCGCGCCCGCCGCCGCCUCCUCGCGUGGAGGGUUUCUCCGAAGGGCUUAGGCGACCCGCCCUCCGCCUUCUCCUCCUCCUCCUCCGGUUGGGUUUCUUGUGCAAGGUUUCUUGUGGACUGGCCUCCAGUGUAAGGCCAGGAUCGGCGUGGGUGCACAGCCGGCACCCGCCUGCUGGGCGCCGGGCGGCACAUGCCGUUUGGUGCCGCGGCGCCGCCGCCCGGCAGCCGAGGGCCCGCGCGCACGUGCGCGGCUAGGCCUGUCUUUGCCCGUGCCGCCUCCUCCUCCUCCCCCUCCUCCUCCUCCUCCUCCUCCUCCUCCUCCUCCUCCUCCUCCUCCGGGAGCCGCAGGCAGGGCCUCCGGUGGCGCUUGGGGCAGACCAUGCGGCUCCACUCGAAGAAGAAAAAGCAGC
Messenger RNA from Prorocentrum cordatum, 1880 nucleotides. Lineage: Eukaryota; Dinophyceae; Prorocentrales; Prorocentraceae. The record is from the annotation of a GenBank genome assembly.